Messenger RNA from Thunnus maccoyii (southern bluefin tuna), 1073 nucleotides. RefSeq names its product small integral membrane protein 4. The transcript is spliced from 2 exons. Bases 171 to 416 code for a protein of 81 amino acids. The record is from RefSeq and is a predicted model, not a curated record. Lineage: Eukaryota; Metazoa; Chordata; Actinopteri; Scombriformes; Scombridae.
CAAAACGAGCGCACCCUGUCAUUCUCCUUGCUCUUAUAACGUUUGGAAAGGACAAGUGAAAAAGGUCCAUACCUGUAAUAUGCUUGAGAUAGCGUAACUCGAGAGUCUCCCGGUGGCAUUGUAGACUGCCUGUCGACACCGUUUAACGUCAUAAACGUCUGUUACUCAGAAUGUUUCAAAGGAGUGAAAGCUUGAGAUAUUUCCUGAGCCUUGUGCCAGGUAAACGUCAAUUUGGGACGUACAGGUUUCUACCUAUCUUUUUUUGCAUCGGAGGCGUCAUGGAGUGGAUCAUGAUCAACGUGAGGAUAGGACCAGAAACUUUCUAUGAUGUCUACCGAAGAAAACGGUCCGAACGGGAGUACCAGCAGAAGAUAGCAGACGGUCUGAUAGUUGUUAAUGAGCCUGCAGCCAAGUGAACAGUGGUGUGAUUCAAUGUGGACUCCACGUGUGUCGUCUAAGGACACAUUCUUGGACUCUUCCUGCCUUGAUUAUUUCCAGCUGGAUUGAACUUUACAGCGUGCUAUUCAGUUACAACAACAGUGUCACAAUUAUGAACAUUUUUAAGGCUUAAAGUAUGAAAGGCUGGUGGAGAAAUCAACUUCCAACAUGCACAUUUUAUUGUUAAUAUGGUCCUCAGCUUAAGAAACAUUAGCAGUAAUAAUAGCACUAGUGUGAGAUCAAGGCUGAAAACAGUGGCCUCAUUUGUUCAUAAUAGCCAUACCAAGGUCUCACUAAUGAUUUGAUUCUAAAACAUUGCAUAGCAUCUACAAAGAUGAAAAAAAGCUGUCAGCCAAACUGUAACAAAACAAAAAAUUACGAAAAAGUAUCACUGUAUUUAUAGAUAUCUUGGAUGAUUUUGCACAGAUGUUUUUAAUACUGGCAGAUAGCACCGAUAAGAAACAAAAACCACUCGCUCUUUCUUCCCUCUUGGCUAAAUCUUGCUCUUCUAUAAAUUUUAUCUGAUUAUAAAAAAAAAACAGUUAAGCUGCAUGAGAUUCACUGCUGAAACGUUUAAAGUCCUGAACUGUACAAUUGAUUUAUUGAGUAUAUAAAAAUGUAACUUAUGAACUGUA